Stegastes partitus (bicolor damselfish) is the source of this 1672-nucleotide messenger RNA. RefSeq names its product T-cell immunomodulatory protein-like. The record is from RefSeq and is a predicted model, not a curated record. The transcript has 7 exons. Bases 1 to 621 code for a protein of 206 amino acids. Gene Ontology annotation, cellular component: plasma membrane. Lineage: Eukaryota; Metazoa; Chordata; Actinopteri; Pomacentridae.
AUGGAUCAAUUUACUUAUAUCAAAAUAUUUGAAGAGGUCACGCUACCUUAUGCUGAAGAGGAAAUGCCCUUGAAAUGGGUGUUUCAACAAGACAACGACCCCAAACACACCAUGCUCAGCGGCCUCUGCUCCAAUGACUGUCCGGAAGAUGUCAAGCCUUUUGGUGUGAACCAACCAGGUCCCUAUGUCAUGUACACCACACUGGAUUCCAAUGGCUACCUGAAAAACGCCUCAGCUGGCCAGUUGAGCCAGUCGGCUCAUUUCUCCCUCCAGCUGCCCUACACUGUACUGGGCCUCGGACGCAGCGCCAACUUCCUUGACCACCUUUUUGUUGGCAUCCCCCGCCAGCCUGGAGAGACGGAAAUAAGGAAGCAGGAGUGGACGGCCAUCAUUCCCAACUCGCAGCUUAUUGUCAUGCCCUUCCCACACAAUAAGCCCCGCAGUUGGAGUGCUAAGUUGUACCUUACUCCAAGCAACAGCGUGUUGCUGACAGCCAUCGCACUGAUCGGAGUCUGUGUCUUCAUCCUUGUCAUUAUUGGCAUCCUACACUGGCAAGAAAAGAAAGCUGAUGACCGAGAGAAGAGGCAGGAAGCCCACCGUUUCCAUUUUGAUGCCAUGUGAAAGAAGAGAAGUGCAUCAUGGGAGAACAUCCGUCCUCCUUCACCUGCCACUCAACCAACCACCCCUUACCCUUCACACAUUUUCUCUCAGAGUCCUUUCAAGGGCCAAUAAGUGGAUCCUUGCUUGCCCCAAAACGCUUCUUUUUGAUAUUUUUCAGUCCUCGAGUCAGAUGUGAAAUAUUUAUGUUCCAUUUCAUUUAUUCAUUCCAGUGUUAGAAGUACAGGAGCUGCAACAAGGCCAUAGAGACACAGAGAGAAAUCCUAAUGGAGAUCACUCUCAAGUUUAAAGCAGGGAUUUCUUUGGACCGGCUGUAGUUAACAGCAUGAUUAUCCCUUGUGAUAUUAGAAUAUUUUGACAACAGAUUCCUGUUGAAAUGUCCAACAAGUGACUCCAAUAUUUUAAGGUGUUUAUAUUUAUUCUCUUCAUCUUUGGCAUCAAAUGUUGCAGUGUGUAAAGUUACCUGACAUCCACAUAUGUGUUACUGUCCAUAGUCUUUGUACAGUUUGUUCACCUCUGGCUUUUUCAGUGAGAUUAAACUGAAUCAGAUUGUGUGAUAUUGAUCUCAGCCUUGAAACUGCAGCAGCAACUGGUAGGAAGUGAACAAAAACAGUCACAUGCAAUAUAACGAUGCUUCGGAACAUUUUUCUGCUUCCAAUCUCACCAGAAAUGAUGAAUGGCCUUCAGGUCUGCUGAGUGCAAAUUCAUCUUUUUCUGAGCUGAUUGUAUCACAGUGCAUCAUAGGAGUGCCAAAAAAUGUUGCAUCCGGCAAAUGUCUAAUGGUACAGUAUCAAGGCCCAGCAAAUAGUCUAAAACCUGCUGAAUAAAGCACCGUUUGCUCCAGCUUGUUUGUGUUGUCAAGCACUUGGGUGUAUCCAGAUAUUUAUUUAUAAGAAUGAGCUCAUGCCUUUCUGUGCACUUUUUAAACUACUGAUCAGACUAACUGUGAGUGUGUGCGGCUGAUUUUAUUUUGUUGAUCUGGCUUUUAAAUUAAUGUUUAAGCUGUAAUUGUGUUUCUUUACUGAGGUUGAAAAUAAAGGUUUCUUUUGCUUUA